CCUUCUCGGUCGCGGGCCCUGCUCGGUAGCGCCGGCGCACUGGCUCGCUCCGUUUACAAGCUCCGGGGCCUGUAGGCGCCGCGAGUUCCGGCUGUCGCCGUCGCCGCCGCGGCUCCUGGAGGUCGGUUGCGACGAGUAACGGUGCAGGGACGAGCCCUGCGCCCUCUCCGAUAUGUACCCCAACUGGGGCCGAUAUGGCGGGAGCAGCCACUAUCCGCCUCCGCCGGUCCCGCCGCCACCGCCGGUGGCGCUUCCUGAGGCCUCGCCCGGGCCCGGGUACUCGAGCUCGACGACUCCCGCGGCCCCCUCCUCCUCCGGCUUCAUGAGCUUCCGCGAACAGCACUUGGCGCAGCUCCAGCAGCUGCAGCAGAUGCACCAGAAGCAAAUGCAGUGCGUGCUCCAGCCCCAUCACCUUCCUCCGCCCCCCCUGCCGCCCCCGCCGGUGAUGCCCGGGAGCGGCUACGGAGACUGGCAGCCACCGCCGCCACCGAUGCCCCCUCCACCUGGGCCGGCCCUCAGCUAUCAGAAGCCGCAGCAGUACAAACACCAGAUGCUCCACCACCAACGAGACGGGCCUCCUGGUUUGGUUCCCAUGGAGCUGGAUUCCCCUCCUCAAUCUCCCCCUGUACCGCCAGGGUCCUAUAUGCCCCCCUCUCAGUCUUACAUGCCCCCACCUCAACCGCCACCCUCGUACUACCCCCCGGCCUCGUCUCAGACCUAUUUGCCUCCUGCUCAGCCGUCCCCUUCUCAGUCCCCACCUUCCCAAUCCUACCUGGCUCCCACCUCUUCUUAUUCUUCCUCUUCCUCCUCGCAGUCCUACAUGAGCCAUUCCCAGUCCUACUUGCCCUCUUCUCAGGCAUCUCCUUCCCGCCCUUCCCAGGGCCAUUCCAAAUCCCUGCUAGCUCCACCACCGUCCACGGCUUCUGGGAGUAAGACAACUGUCCAGCAAGAGCCUUUGAAGAGUGGUGCCAAGAACCAGAAUGCUGAACAGCAUCAAGCUGCCCCUGAGCCAGAUCCUUCGAAGAUGACUCCACAGGAACAGCAGCAGUAUUGGUAUCGACAGCACUUGCUUAGUUUGCAGCAGAGGACAAAAGUGCAUUUGCCAGGACACAAAAAGGGUCCUGUCAUAGCAAAGGAUGCACCCAAGCCGGUAAAAGAAGUUCCAGUACCUGCCACCAGUCAAGUAGCAGAACCCCCUUCAUCUGAGGAGCCCCCGUUACCUCCUCCUAAUGAGGAAGUACCACCCCCUCUCCCACCUGAAGAAUCCCAGUCUGAGGACCCGGAAGAAGACGCCAGGUUGAAACAGUUGCAGGCUGCGGCUGCACACUGGCAGCAGCACCAGCAGCACCGAGUCGGCUUCCAGUAUCAGGGAAUAAUGCAGAAGCACACUCAGUUACAGCAGAUCCUGCAGCAGUACCAGCAGAUCAUACAGCAGCCACCACACCUUCAGACCAUGUCUGUAGAUAUGCAACUGCGGCAUUAUGAGAUGCAGCAGCAGCAGUUUCAACAUCUCUACCAAGAAUGGGAGCGAGAGUUUCAGCUGUGGGAGGAGCAGCUUCAUUCCUAUCCUCAUAAAGAUCAGCUUCAGGAGUAUGAGAAGCAGUGGAAAACAUGGCAGGGACACAUGAAAGCCACUCAGACCUAUCUCCAGGAGAGAGUCAAUUCAUUUCAGAACAUGAAGAACCAAUAUAUGGGGAACAUGUCAAUGCCACCUCCUUUUGUUCCAUAUUCUCAGAUGCCUCCACCUCUGCCAACAAUGCCCCCUCCGGUACUGCCUCCAUCAUUGCCACCACCAGUGAUGCCCCCUGCCCUACCUGCCUCCGUGCCCCCACCUGGCAUGCCCCCACCUGUGAUGCCACCUUCUCUACCAACCUCUGUGCCCCCACCUGUGAUGCCUCCAUCUCUGUCUUCCACAGGGCCACCACCAGUCCUUCCCCCACCCUCCCUCUCCUCUGUAGGGCCCCCGCCAGUUCUGCCCCCACCGUCUCUGUCUUCAACGGCACCUCCACCCGUCAUGCCCCUCCCACCGUUGUCUUCAGCCACACCUCCUCCAGGAAUACCUCCCCCUGGGGUUCCACAAGGGAUGCCUCCUCAAUUAACAACAGCCCCAGUUCCACCAGUCUCCAGUUCUCAGACUUCACAACAUCCGGAGAAACCUAGACCAGCGUUACUUCCCACUCCCGUGUCUUUUGGUUCAGCCCCACCCUCAGCUUACCAUCCUCCAUUGCAAUCAGCUAUUGGCCCAUCAGAACAAGGGAAUUCUAAAGGUCCUCUGAGCAAGUCUGCUCUGCCCUACGGUUCGUUCUCAUCUGAGCCAGGACUUGGGGAGUCUUCAGUCGCUCCAUCUCAGCCAAUCACUGCAGUCAAGGACAUGCCAGUGAGGUCAGGUGGACUGCUUCCAGAUCCUCCCAGAAGCAGUUACAUGGAAGGUCUAAAAGGGCCAAGAUUUGAUGGUCCUCGAAGAUUUGAGGAUUUAGGGUCAAGGUGUGAAGGACCGAGACCCAAAGGGCCUCGUUUUGAAGGAAAUCGCCCCGAUGGGCCAAGACCCAGAUAUGAAGGUCACCCAGCAGAGGGCACUAAAAGCAAAUGGGGGAUGAUUCCCCGGGGGCCAGCAUCUCAGUUUUAUAUUACCCCCAAUACAUCCCUAAGUCCUCGACAGAGUGGACCACAGUGGAAAGGCCCCAAACCAGCUUUGGGACAGCAACAUCAGCAGCAACCUAAGUCACAAGCAGAACCUCUUUCAGGAAACAAAGAACCAUUAGCAGACACCAAUAGUAACCAGCAGAAGAAUUUAAAAAUGCAAUCCGCUGCAUUAUCCAUUGGUGCAGAUGUAAAGGAUGCCAAGGCGGCUCAGUCAAAUGAGAAUCUAAGCGACUCUCAGCAAGAGCCACCUAAAAGCGAAGUCUCGGAAGGGCCCAUAGAGCCUUCUAAUUGGGACCAGAAUUCUCAAAGUAUGGAGACUCAAAUGGACAAAACCCAAGCUGUUACUCAGCCUGUAUCCCUUGCAAAUAAACCUCUACCUACUCAAUCUACUUUUUCCUCAAAAACAGGGGGGAUGGAGGGAGGAGCAAUAGUAGCGGCAUCAUCAUCGACUGCAGACAGUGAGUUUAAGCCUUUAGGUAUUGGUCUGCCCCACUCUGGAGACAACCAAGAUAAAGGGCUGCUUCAGCCAGAUAACAGAGAUAAGUUAGACAGCAGCUCAUCUUACCGAGGUCCUGGGCAAAGCAGAAUGGAAGACAUGCAGGAUAAAGGACUAGUAAAUAGAGGUCGAGGCCAGGCAAUCAGCAGGGGCCCAGGGUUGAUCAAGCAAGAAGACUUUCAUGAUAAGAUGAUGGGUAGAAGAGAAGACAGUCGAGAGAAGAUGAGCAGAGGAGAAGGCAAUCGGGACAGAGGGUUGGUGAGGCCAGGGAGCAGUCGGGAGAAAGUGCCGUGUGGUAUGCAAGGCAGCCAGGACAGGGGUAGAGCCGGCAGCCGAGAAAGGGGACCACCUCGGAGGGCUGGCAGUCAGGAGAGAGGACCCCUUCGAAGGGCCGGGAGUAGAGAAAGAGUUCCACCUCGAAGAGCUGGGAGCAGGGAGAGGGCACCACCUCGAGGGCCUGGCAGUCGGGAAAGGGGACUGGGAAGACCAGAUUUGGGCCGUGACAGAGGUCCAUUUAGACCUGAGUCAGGAGAUGGGGAAAAAAUGUAUCCUUACCACCGAGAUGAGCCACCUAGAGCUCCGUGGAACCAUGGAGAGGAGAGAGGGCAUGAGGAGUUCCCUUUAGAUGGUAGGAAUGCCCCAAUGGAACGAGAAAGACUUGAUGAUUGGGAUAGAGAGAGAUACUGGAGAGAAUGUGAACGGGACUAUCGAGAUGAUACUCUAGAUCCAUAUAACAGAGAGGACAGGUUCCCAGCACCACCAUCUCGAUCUCAUGAUGGAGAUAGACGAGGCCCGUGGUGGGGGGACUGGGAGAGAGAUCAGGAUAUGGACGAGGACUACAGCAGGGACAUGGACAGGGACAUGGACAGGGAUAUGGAUCGGAUCGGAAGACCGAUGGAUGUGUAUGAUAGAAAUUUGGAUAAUGAGUGGGACAGAGAUUAUGGGAGACCGCUGGAUGAACAAGAAUCACAGUUCCGUGAACGGGAUAUUCCAUCUCUUCCACCUUUACCGCCCCUCCCACCUCUUCCACCUUUGGAUAGAUAUCGGGAUGAUAGAUGGAGAGAAGAAAGAAAUCGAGACCAUGGGUAUGAUCGAGAUUUCCGUGAUAGGGGUGAGUUGAGGAUCCGAGAGUAUCCAGAAAGAGGAGAUACGUGGCGGGAAAAGCGAGAUUAUAUACCUGACAGAAUGGACUGGGAAAGAGAACGGUUGUCAGACAGAUGGUACCCAUCUGAUGUGGAUAGACAUUCCCCCAUUGCGGAACAUAUGCCCUCCUCACAUCAUUCUUCUGAAAUGAUGGGGUCGGAUGCAAAUUUAGACUCUGACCAAGGCCUUGGAGGGGUAAUGGUUCUCAGUCAGAGGCAGCACGAAAUCAUUUUGAAAGCUGCACAAGAACUGAAAAUGCUUCGGGAACAGAAAGAACAGCUUCAAAAGAUGAAAGACUUUGGGUCUGAGCCACAGAUGCCUGACCACCUACCACCCCAGGAUUCGAGGUUGCAGAAUACAUCUUCAAGACCUGGAAUGUAUCCGGUAUGGGAAAAUCCUCCAGGGUCCUAUAGACCACCCCCUCCUAUGGGUAAACCACCAGGUUCAAUUGUAAGGCCCUCUCCUCCACCAGCAAGAUCAUCUGUUCCUGUGACCAGACCACCUAUCCCAAUACCACCACCCCCACCCCCACCUCCUCCUCCUCCGCCGCCUCCUCCAAUGAUAAAGCCACAGACUUCAGCUGUGGAACAGGAGCGUUGGGAUGAAGACUCUUUCUACGGCCUCUGGGAUACAAAUGAUGAACAAGGACUGAAUUCAGAAUUUAAACCAGAGACUGCGACAGUUCCAUCUGCUCCAGUGUUACCACCCCCACCUGUUCACCCUUCCAUCCCCCCUCCCGGCUCAAUGCCUAUGGGUAUGCCACCAAUGUCCAAACCACCGCCAGUGCAACAGACUGUCGAUUAUGGCCAUGGCCGAGAUAUAUCCACUAACAAAGUUGAGCAGAUACCCUAUGGAGAAAGAAUAACUCUGCGCCCAGACCCACUACCUGAAAGAUCAACUUUUGAGACAGAGCAUGCAGGCCCACGUGAUCGUUAUGACAGAGACAGAGACCGUGAGCCUUAUUUUGAUCGUCAGAGUAAUGUCAUGGCAGAUCAUCGAGAUUUCAAAAGGGACCGAGAGGCACACAGAGACCGAGACCGGGAUCGUGGUGUUAUUGACUACGACCGGGAGCGAUUUGACAGAGAACGCCGACCUCGCGAUGAUAGGACUCAGUCAUAUCGAGACAAAAAAGACCACUCUUCGUCCAGGAGAGGAGGGUUUGAUAGGCCAUCUUAUGACCGAAAGUCAGACCGACCGGCCUACGAAGGACCAUCCAUGUUUGGAGGAGAACGAAGAACUUACCCAGAGGAGCGGAUGGCCCUGCCAGCUCCUUCGCUGAGCCACCAGCCGCCUCCAGCUCCACGGGUUGAGAAGAAGCCUGAAUCUAAGAAUGUGGAUGAUAUUUUGAAACCACCCGGCCGAGAGAGCAGACCUGAGAGAAUUGUUGUUAUAAUGAGAGGAUUGCCUGGCAGUGGAAAGACACAUGUUGCAAAACUUAUUCGAGAUAAGGAGGUAGAAUUUGGAGGACCUGCACCCAGAGUUCUAAGCCUGGAUGAUUACUUCAUCACUGAAGUGGAAAAAGAAGAAAAAGAUCCAGAUUCUGGGAAGAAAGUGAAGAAGAAGGUCAUGGAGUAUGAAUAUGAAGCCGAGAUGGAGGAGACCUAUCGCACCAGCAUGUUCAAAACUUUCAAAAAGACUCUGGACGAUGGCUUUUUCCCCUUCAUCAUCCUGGAUGCCAUCAACGACAGAGUUAGGCAUUUUGACCAGUUCUGGAGUGCAGCAAAAACCAAGGGAUUUGAGGUGUAUUUGGCUGAAAUGAGUGCCGAUAACCAGACAUGUGGCAAGAGAAAUAUUCAUGGAAGAAAGCUUAAAGAGAUAAACAAGAUGGCCGAUCACUGGGAAACUGCACCUCGUCAUAUGAUGCGCCUGGACAUCCGUUCUUUGCUGCAAGAUGCUGCUAUUGAAGAGGUAGAAAUGGAAGAUUUUGAUGCAAAUAUUGAAGAACAGAAAGAAGAAAAGAAAGAUGCAGAAGAAGAGGAAAACGAACUGGGUUACAUUCCGAAAAGCAAAUGGGAGAUGGACACAUCUGAGGCAAAGCUAGUCAAGUUGGAUAUUAAACCUUCAUCUUCAUCUUAAAACGUCAUCUUUUGAAACUCAAACCUCUGAAAAUCGUUAGUGUGAGUGUAUUGGACACGGGUUGUCUUCUGUAACUAGCGCCCCAGACGCCUCCUCCCUCACCUUAUGCCGUACAUCUGUGUGUUUGGGUUCCCAGGGUGCCACGUGGAAGAGGCAUGAACCUUUCUUCGGCCUCAAGAAGGAAACUUUAAACAUGUUGCGCACAAUCAUAUUUCAGAUUAAACACUACAGACAGGGGUGUUCAGACUAAAACACGUGUUCUGAACCUCCUUCCAUGUGGCCAGUAUGGGACUCCUGGCCCGUGGCUCCUGUCACGCACAGUGUGGGAGGAAAAGCACUUGCAGUUCAGUCUCUGCACUGCCCUGCGUUGCUGCUUGGCCGCGCCUUAUUCUUGGAAUUGAUAUGAAACUUCCCUUCGAAGUAUGUUAAUGUCAGAAUUGAUCUUACUAAGCUUGGAAAUCCUUUGAGGUUAAUUAAUAACUGUACGGGAGCUUCCUACUCUUCUGGCGGUACUGUAAGUGUCGAACUGAGACAGGUUUACUGUUUGUGGGACUUCGUUGGUUUUCUAAUAUUGUGACCCUGCACAAUCAAGGGGUCACUUCUUUAAGAUUCUGUGUAAUAUGGCCUGUCAUAUACAUGUAGAUAGAACCAUUUGGUACAGCAUGUUAUUUACAGAGGUUAGGAGACUGUUUCUGUUGAACUCAUCCAUGUUAAAAUUUUUCCAAAUUGAUAUGAUAAAAAAAUUUUUUGAGUUUUGUGAAGUGUCGUAGUUUGCCUGGCCAGAUUUUUAAAUAAUACUGUUUUUGUCGGGGAGGGGUUUAGAAAAUAAAGGCUUUGCCAAGUAUGCAAACUGUUACUGGUUUUUGUAGCCUGUGUGGUAUGGUGCAAUUAGCUUUGUGUGAAACUUGCACAUUCGAAGCAUAAACUCGCCCUCUCCUGCCACUGCUUCCAUUGUACGUUUCAUGUCACUUUUCUCCAACUUGGUGCCUAAAAGAUUUCUGUUAUAUACACUCUGCACCCUUUGUGGAGUUCAGUGAAGUGUGGCUAUUGAGUGUUUCGGAAGUUUUCAGAUUUUCCUUUAUUGACCUGCUUAAUAAUAGUGUGCUUAUAACAACUACAGAUGAUUUAAAAGUUUAGUGCUUCAGUGUAACCAAACUAUGUAACAUAGUAUUCCACAUGUAGAUAUCAAAAUCAGUAUUAACAACCAAUAAAAAAGACCACACAUUUCAUCUUGUGUUCUCUUUGAAGACACCUAAACUUGUACCUCGUAAUUUCUGAAUUGGAAGUUCCUGUUCAUUUAACUGAGUACAGUGUGGGGCCCUUGGAAAGCCCAGCCCUCUCAAAUUGAGGAUUCAGAAAGGAAAUUCGGAUCUGGUCACUCUGGCUGACUAGCCCUUCGCCUCAAAGUGGUCAGCAGUGCUACACAGUAUAACCGAAGGAAGUAGUGGUUUGUGCGGUCAGCUUACUCAUACACAUUAACUCAUGUGAAUCUUCUCACAGAGGUCGAACUCCCAGGAACCCGUUCAUCUAAAACCUUUUAAAACGUUAGCUUGGCUCAUCAAGUUCUUGGUACUACCUGCUUUUCAUGUGACACAGCAUCACACAUGAUUGCAGGUCCAAUGGGUGGUGUUCACACUGCGCCAGAGGAAAAAAGAAUGGGAAAAAGUGUUUUUUAAAAAAACCCAACUUUGCAUUUUCCUUCGGAGCAUGAGAGCUGAAAGUGUGAUUUGGGAGGGGUGGCUGGGGGACAACAGGGAGGCCAGGAGACAAGCGCCUUUCUUGCUCUGUCCAUGUGUGUUACCUGAACCAACAUCGUAAUGUAAUGGCUGUCAGGACGAACAGC
This is a messenger RNA of Phyllostomus discolor (pale spear-nosed bat), 8201 nucleotides long. It is a transcript of the gene YLPM1, whose product is annotated as YLP motif containing 1. Gene Ontology annotation, cellular component: nucleus. The coding region runs from base 173 to 6358 and encodes 2061 amino acids. The transcript is spliced from 19 exons. Gene Ontology annotation, biological process: regulation of telomere maintenance. The record is from RefSeq and is a predicted model, not a curated record. Lineage: Eukaryota; Metazoa; Chordata; Mammalia; Chiroptera; Phyllostomidae.